Molecule: messenger RNA, 4253 nt
Organism: Bactrocera latifrons
Lineage: Eukaryota; Metazoa; Arthropoda; Insecta; Diptera; Tephritidae
Gene: Ppa
Product: F-box/LRR-repeat protein 14
Exons: 1
Coding region: 806-2413 (535 amino acids)
Biological process (GO): SCF-dependent proteasomal ubiquitin-dependent protein catabolic process
Cellular component (GO): SCF ubiquitin ligase complex
Molecular function (GO): protein binding
Source: RefSeq, a predicted model, not a curated record
UUGCUAAACAUAACGGUUAUAAUUCGGAAGUCUUUGGCGAAGUGUAAAGUCAACAACAGAAAUAAUAAAUUACCGCUGAAAUACAAAUCAAGCCACUUUUAAGCUCAAUGAGCACGUGUAUAGUGAUUAAUAUUAAAAAAUAGCAGUAAAUAAGUUGAUUAAAUAGUCGCUUCACGCCCUAAAAUCCAAGAAGCAAUAGUCAGCACAAGAGAAAAGGAAAAUGUUUUUUAAAUUUGAAUUGUGAACUGAUACGGUAAUUUCAUUAUCACAGUGGCAAUCAGUACCAUAGCGAGAGUGUAAAAAAAAUUACGACUGAGUAGAUAAACUGGGAAGUGAAGAAACAUAGUCAAGAAUUAUAUCGAACGCGUACGGUAGUGCCGCGUAGAGUAGGGACCGAAACGUAUCGAAUCACCUUUGUGGACAAAGCGUCGCUUUAAGUGUACGAGCUAUAAUAAGAGACUAUAGAAAUAAUAACACCGACCAGCUUAAAUUGCCCCUUUGCGCAAGUUUAAUCAAAUUAAGUCACGUCAGGGUCCGUAUCGCAACACGUCACGACGUCCAACUGCGUUACUAAAGACAAAAUGUGCCCCAACUGAUAGCCUCGAGAAGACAACCAACAAUCAAGCUAUCUUGGCUCUUCGCCACUUAAGCUCUGAAAUAUUCUAUUUGGAUUAAGUUGACCUUCAACGGCAAUUGUAGCGGCACAGCGAAUAUCAUUAAGCGCACAAAGUUCGGCACACUAACUGUUUACUUCCCUGCAUUCGUUUCAAUCAAUUCCGGCACAGAGCUUCCAACGUCACACACGAUGGCUACAAACACGGAAAUACUACCCUUCCAUCAUCACACAACCAUUUCUCUACAAACUGCCGCUGCACUGACCAGCUAUCAUGGUGGUGGCAGUGGUGGCGGCGGCGGCAAUGGUAGUGGCGGUGGGGCUGCUGGUUCCGUACUGCCAAAUGCUACACAACUGGCCGCGGCCGCUUGGAACAUGGAGGACUGCCUCUACCAACAGACUGAACUUCCCGCCCUCACACAGCGCGCACACCAUCUGCUGCGCUUCACACCCUACGCGUUGCACCAUCGACCCCAACUGCAGACAUUACCACCCGCGUUGUACCUCCAGCAUGCCGCGGCUGCUGCCGCCGCUGCGGCCGCUCAUGCGCAGCAUCAUCACCAUCAUCAUCAUCUGCAGCAUAGGCCGGCGUCGCCAGAGAGUCCAGCGCCUAUCGAGGGUACACACAUCAGCAAUCUCUUCCCCGAAAUACUCGAAAUGAUCUUCCAGAAGUUGCCGGUACGGGAUUUGGGUCGGGCGGCUCAGGUUUGUGUUGCUUGGCGUGAUGCGGCAUAUGCUAAGAGCGUGUGGAAGGGUGUUGAAGCAAAGUUGCAUCUCAAGCGUUCCAGUCCUAGUCUCUUCAAUUCGCUGGUGCGUCGCGGCAUUAAAAAGGUGCAAAUACUUUCGCUGCGCCGUUCGUUAAAGGAUCUUGUACUCGGCGUGCCAUCACUAGUCUCGCUAAAUUUGAGCGGUUGCUUUAACGUGGCCGAUGUGAAUUUGGGUCAUGCUUUCUCCGUGGAUUUGCCGAAUUUAAAAGAGCUGGAUCUUUCGUUAUGCAAACAAAUCACCGAUACGAGUCUCGGACGCAUUGCACAACAUCUUAAGAACUUGGAGACACUUGAACUUGGCGGUUGCUGCAACAUUACUAACACCGGUUUGUUACUCAUCGCGUGGGGUCUUAAGAAACUGAAACAUUUAAAUUUACGUUCCUGUUGGCACAUCAGUGAUCAGGGUAUUGGUCACUUGGCUGGCUUGAGUAAGGAAACAGCCGAAGGUAAUAUGGAGUUGGAAUAUCUUGGUCUGCAGGACUGCCAACGACUCAGCGAUGAAGCGCUCGGUCAUAUAGCACAAGGUCUAACGUCACUAAAGUCAAUAAACCUGAGCUUCUGCGUCUCCGUCACGGACAGCGGCCUCAAGCAUUUGGCGCGAAUGCCCAAACUCGAGCAACUCAACUUACGUUCCUGCGACAACAUCUCCGACAUCGGCAUGGCGUACCUCACCGAAGGCGGCAGCGGCAUUACCUCACUCGAUGUCAGCUUCUGCGACAAGAUAAGCGAUCAAGCGCUCUCACACAUCGCACAAGGGCUCUAUCGUUUGCGCUCGCUUAGCCUAAAUCAGUGCCAAAUAACCGACCAGGGUAUGUUGAAGAUCUCGAAAUCACUGCAGGAACUGGAAAAUCUUAACAUCGGGCAAUGCAGUCGAAUAACGGACAAGGGGUUAGAGACGCUAGCGCAAGAUCUGGUCAAUCUAAAGACGAUCGAUUUGUACGGUUGCACGCAAUUAUCUUCAAAGGGUAUCGACGUGUUCAUGAAAUUGCCGAAGUUGAUAAAACUGAAUCUCGGCCUAUGGCUCGUAAGAUGAUGCGUUUCACACAGCAAAAAUCAACGAUGCGCCAAAUAUUCUUCGGCGCGACAAUGCAACAAGGUUUGUAUAACGAAUUCGAUAUGGCAGCGCAAAGUCGGAAUUCAAGUCCCGAUGAGCAACGUUGGUAGGGCAGCCAAAGGCUUAGGAAGGAAGAGGGCAGCAAGCAGACAAAUUGUAGAUAUUUUCUAACACAAACACACUUUGAUUUCGGAUGAUUAAGGUGAUCAAACAGCGAAAUCAGCUCAAUCUCUUGCGUCUAAAAUUUUGAUCUUGCCUCGCGCCUAAUUGCUUUCUAGAAUACACCACCGUGCCGCUGAAACCAUGAGUCCGGGAAUAAUGCAACAAAGCGGCAACCCAUAAUUAUGCAAAACACACAUAUGUAUAUGUCUGUCUGUCUGCCAUAAUAUAUGCGUGUGUGUGCACACGAAUGUGCGCUCGUGCGGCUAGAAAUGUGUAUCGCCAGCAUGCAAACUCGCCAGCGCGCCACUGAAUAAAUGCGCGCACGAGGCUCAGUGACGGUGAUGGGGACAACUGCAACGUGAAGGCGGAGAGGCGGCUUUGAGAAGGGUGCAGAUCGUUGGAAAAAAUUAAAAUACCGACAAAAAAAAACGAAUAAAAUUAGUAAAAAAAAAACAUGUUCGAAAUAAUACGAGUGCUACAAUAUAACAAAGCCAGCGCAGACCGACCAACAACAACAGCAACGCAUGCAUGACUUUCGUUUCUCAUAAACACGGCUUGUACUAAAUUUAAAACAGCAAUGAAGAACCCAAUAAAACGCGAAUAGGAGAAACACUGAACAAAGUGAAACGAAACACCAACGACCAAAACAAGGCUGCGCCAGCAAGAACGGCAGCAACAAUGGCGAUUAACUUGGAUUCGAAGUCAGGCACGCAACACAGCGCAGUUCACCAGACAGACAGCGCACAGCAAACCAUGCGGACAGACAAGAACACACACGCUGAAACUCAUAUGUGCUGCAAGCCUUCAUGUAUGUACAUAUGUAUAUCCGUAUGUAUGUACAUGAGUGUGCACAUGUGUGUAGAUAUGUAACUGCGCUGGAGUUAUGGCUACUGCAAAGGCUGCUCGCAUGGUUGCCUUGUUGGCUGACGAACGGUGGACCGGAAGGCUCGGCUGGCAUGCCAGUACCCCUGCCAACGCGACUUGACGUGGCACGGCUCGGCUGGCUGGUUGAAUGCAUGGACGUAUGGCUAACCACUUGCCUUGCUUUGCGAUGGCGGCUCACCGCUUUGGUCGCGUUUACUUUGCAUACAACAAACACACAUGCAAACGCUUUCUUAUGUGCGGCAUAAGAAUGUAUGUACUAUAUUGACGAUGCGUGCAGACAGCAAAUAUCGCGGCGGCAAUUCGGGUUGAAAUGGCCGUUGGCUAAGACCAGGAACAUGAUGCUAAUAGAACACUCGCGUAGAGGCAAAUGUAACGGUUAUCAACCGCUUUUCGAAUGACUUGAAUUUAAAUCACAACUUUUUGAAAUUAUUAAUAUACACUAAACCACCAACAACAACAACCAACAAUUCCAAUAGACGAAACAAAAGCUAAAGUACUAAAAUCAGCAACAAACACAGGAAAUACGUAGAUGCAAUGCAAGCAACGACAGCAGCGGUGUCGACGUUAACAACAGCAACAACAAAUCGAUGAUAUCGCGAUAAUAGGAAUGCAACUAACAACAAGGCAACAAUUAGCAACGCGAGACCGUGGCAGCGGCAGCGCAAAAACAAUAGCAGCUACAACAAAGGCAACACAACAACUGGCGGUGCCAAGAGUCAGUUCUAGCGGCGCAAGGUUCACUUUUUAGUUCACCUCUAGUGUAUCAAGUUAA